This is a messenger RNA of Musa acuminata subsp. malaccensis (wild Malaysian banana), 2519 nucleotides long. Its product is annotated as ATP-dependent DNA helicase 2 subunit KU80. Gene Ontology annotation, biological process: DNA recombination; telomere maintenance; double-strand break repair via nonhomologous end joining. Gene Ontology annotation, cellular component: Ku70:Ku80 complex; nucleus. Gene Ontology annotation, molecular function: DNA helicase activity; damaged DNA binding; telomeric repeat DNA binding. The record is from RefSeq and is a predicted model, not a curated record. Lineage: Eukaryota; Viridiplantae; Streptophyta; Magnoliopsida; Zingiberales; Musaceae.
CUCUUCCCCCAAACCCUCUCUGUAGAGAACCCAGGCGCUUGUUUGGGAAGCUAACAUCAAUUUCCUCGUUCAGGUCGCCUCUCCUUUCCCCACGAUUUCUCCUCGAAUCCUCUUCCGCAAUGGCUCGCAACAAGGAGUCGCUGGUUUUGCUGAUUGAUGUUGGUCCCUCGAUACAUAGUGUUCUUCAGGACGUCGAAGGUGUUUGCUCAAUGCUCGUGCAAAAGAAGUUAAUUUUUAGUAAGAGUGAUGAGGUUGGAAUUGUUCUGUUUGGAACUGAAGAUACUAACAAUGAGCUUGAGAAAGAAGUGGGUGGAUAUGAACAUGUGGCGGUUCUACGUGAUAUUAGAGUUGUAGAUGAUGAUGCAGUGGUGGUUUUGAAAAAUCUUCCCAAAGGAACUUUCCCCGGUGAUUUUUUGGAUGCCAUUGUGGUUGGGAUGGAUAUGCUGAUCAAGAAAUUUGGAGUUUCAGACAAAGGAAAAAAACGUCUUUAUCUCAUUACUGAUGCACGGUUUUCUACUAAAGAGCCUUAUGAAGGGACAAAAGAAGAUCAGGUCGACACUAUCUCUCAACAGAUGAAAGUUCUUGGAAUAAGGCUAAAUUGUCUGAUCAUCAGAGAAAAAAUAUGUAGUACUGAACAUCUGGGAGCAAUUGAUGAGAAUGACAAACUCUUGGAUCAAUUCUCAAGGAAAGCAAUGGCAAAGACAGUACAUGUUGAUUGUGCAACAUCAUUGCUGGGUGCUAUCAAAACACGAAAUGUAGUCCCUGUCACAGUAUUCAGAGGAGACUUGGAACUAAGCUCAAUGAUGAAAAUCAAGGUAUGGGUAUAUAAAAAGACAUCCGAAGAGAAAUUUCCUACAUUAAAAAAGUAUUCUGAUAAAGCGCCUGCAAGUGAUAAGUUUGCUACCCACGAGGUUAAAGUGGAUUUUGAAUAUAAAAGUUCACAGGAUCCUGAUAAAGUUGUCCCUCCAGAACAAAGAAUUAAAGGUUAUCGUUAUGGGCCACAAGUAGUUCCUAUAUCAUCUGCCGAAUGGGAGGCAGUCAAGUUUAAAUCUGAGAAGGGUGUCAAGCUUUUAGGAUUCACAGAUGUUUCAAAUAUUUUGCGGCACUAUUAUAUGAGGGAUGUGUACAUCUUUAUUCCUGAACCUGGGAACACGAAAGCAAUUAUUGCAGUUUCAGCUUUGGCUAAAGCAAUGAAGGAAAUGAAUAAGUCUGCAGUUUUGCGGUGCGUAUGGAGACAAGGUCAAGGAAAUGUUUCUGUUGGGGUAUUGACACCUAAUUUAUCUUCCAUAGAUAACAUUCCAGAUUCAUUUUACUUCAACAUACUUCCUUUUGCUGAGGAUGUUCGAGAGUUCCAGUUUCCUUCCUUUAGCAGUUUCCCAUCAUCAUGGCAGCCAGAUCAACAUCAGCAGGAAGCAGCAGAUGACCUUGUUAGGAUGUUAGACCUUGCACCUUUUGAUAGAAAAGAAGUGCUUCAACCCGAUUAUACUCCAAACCCAGUUUUGGAGAGAUUUUAUCAGUUUCUUCACCUGAAGUCAAAGGCUCCAGAGAUAGAUGUACCUCAACUCGACAGAAGUCUAAAGCGGAUAGCUGAACCUGACCCUGAUUUCCUCUCAAGACACAACUCUAUUAUUAACAAUUUUCAGGAACGGUUUGAGCUGAAGGAGAACCCAAAGAAAAAGAAGCUGUCUAGACAAGCAUGGAGGGAAAAACCAUCAGCUUCAAAUGAUGAGAAAGUGGGUGUUGAUGGUGUGGUUCCUAAGGUUCAGAGUUCUAGUUUGAAAAAAAGCUUAUCUUCAUUAGAGGUAGAAAAAAUUGGGGAUUUGAAUCCUGUCCAAGAUUUUGAAGCUAUGAUGGCACGCAGAGACAGUUCAAAGUGGAUCACAGAAGCAAUUAAAGAUAUGCAACAUUAUAUUUAUCACCUGUUAGAAAAUUCUUAUGAAGGAAAUUCCUACCCCAAGGCAAUUGAAUGUUUGAUGGCACUUCGUAAAGGCUGUAUUCUUGAGCAGGAGCCAAAGGAAUUUAACCGAUUUAUGCUUGAUAUUUGUAAGAAAUUUCGGAGAUCUGACCUAGCUGACUUUCUUGAGCUUCUUUAUUCGAAAAAGAUACCAUUGAUCAGCAAAAGUGAAGCAGCCGACAGUGAUCUAACAGAAGAGGAAGCUAAAAACCUCCCAAUCAAGAUGGAGGAUUCUUCGGAGUAGUCGAUGAACUAUUAUUAGCAGUGAUCAUCACAGGUGCAUGCAUCACAUCAGCUUAACAUGUCAUCAGCCUUUAAAUAUCAUCAUACAAUGAAGCUUGAUGUGAAAUUUUGUGGACAGUUAGUGCUGUGCAUCCUUUUAAGGCAUUCUAUGGCAGUGACAUCUGAUGACUUAUACCAAGACCAGUAUCAUAUUGUUGGCUUCAUGUCACCCCUUGCUUUGUGAUGGCUCUUUCUGUUGUUAUACACAGCGUGUUUAUUUUGCUGAGUAAAAAGUUUGAUUCAGUAGCAAUAAAGAUGUUUAUAACCGCUGUAUGGGCAUAGU